AACCAAAAACCAUUUAGGCAUGGAAGUAACUUUAUUAUUCAUGAAUACAAUUGAAGUUGAUAUCGGAUGUCUAUGAUUAUUUGAAAAUGUAUUUCAAGCGAAAUUUUAGAAGAUUUAUGAUUAGUUUUACAGAGUAUUGUUCUUAAGUGUAGUUCAUAUAUUAUAACGCAAGUAAAUAGAUUUGGAGUGUACGAAAAAUUGACUAUAAAUAUGACGUCCUCUGAACUGCUAGAAAUAGUUUGGUCUGAUGAAAGUUUGAAUUCUGUUUCACCAGAUCAUGAUCAUUUAUCUUUCUACGAAAGUCCUGCUGCUAGUCCAUAUAUUUCACAUCAUUAUGGAACUAUGUCAUCAUAUUUCAAACAACCUUAUAUGGACCAUCAUUUUCCGGAACUAAGCAAACCAUACCAGAAUAUGUGGAAGCUUGUUAGCAAACGUGAACUUUCACACAUCAUUACGAGGCUGAGGCGAAGUACACUUUCUUCUCGAACCAGACAGAAAAGACCACAAAGUGAACAUAUUGGCGAUCACGUCAAACAAGAGGAACAACGCAAAUUAUGCAUGACUCCAAAUGGGCCAAUAGAAUUUCGAAGCUUUCGCUGAGAUUUUAAUGCCUCAGUGUCGGUGCUUUUAAUUAUUUGCAAUAACAAUUAUUUUAAAUUAUUUAAACACUUGUGUUUGCCUGUUUUGUUAUCUAGUGAAAUAAAUCAUAAUUCAUUG
Molecule: messenger RNA, 717 nt
Organism: Mytilus trossulus (common blue mussel)
Lineage: Eukaryota; Metazoa; Mollusca; Bivalvia; Mytilida; Mytilidae
Exons: 2
Coding region: 211-600 (129 amino acids)
Source: RefSeq, a predicted model, not a curated record